UGAAACCAUUCAUAGACGAGGCGUGAUCUCUCCCUUGAAAUAUCAUUGUGUCGCCAAUGAUUUCCUGUCGCUCAAAAGUGCUGCUUUAAAGCGCGGCCUGAGCUACUGAACUCUCGAGCCAAGAUUUCAAGAUCGAAAGUCGUCAUUCAAUUUCAAAAAAGCCUUGAUUCAAGUCGAGUGCCAAGCGCACGCAGCCGACUUCCUUGACCGGCUUGGGAUUAUUUCCGACUAUGUCAUCGACCUCAUGGUGCAACAUAUUCAUGACUGGUCAACACUUACGUUGGAACGCGACGCUCCUUGCCUCGCCUCAGCAGAAGCCAAAGGUCCACCAUCCCAGAGGAGACCGACCGUGACGGUCUGCUAUGCCAAACCACGUGGCUCACACACGCGAUCUCAUCUUGGCUGCACGCGUAUAGCUCCGCCCAGGGGAUGGAUGGAUGCAUGCCUGUGCCUGAGACCGAUCAGUCGAUCACACAUGUAUGGGUAUGCAUGCAUGCACAGCAUACGCUGCUUACCGUAGACGCCCAGUCUAAGCGCACCACCUUCAUCACAGCUAUCCAAUCCCUCGUCAGGAAACUUGCGAGCCGCAGCUCACCAUUUGCCGGCAGUGCGAUUGGACUGAAGGAAGGAGCUCACCUACGUAUUACGCCCCUUGGCCUCGACUUCUCUGGCUAUCGAUGGCAUUUUGGAGCGAAACUCUACACGCACGUUGGCAGGGCCUAGCUUCAAGGGGACAAAGCGCUGCUCAGCACAAGCGCGGAUGAAAGCUCAGGUCAUCCGCACUGCCUUGCCUCUCUCAGAGGCACGCCCCCACAAUAGAAGGUUCCCCAGUAUCGGCGCAUACAUGCUCUUCAUCUCCCGCCCGUGACUCAUGAGCCAGUCAGAGUGUGUUCGAUCUCAAGCAGGCAGCAUACAACUGGAGGAUCUACAAAGAUCGGUGGGAGACGCAACAUCGAGCGCAUCCAGCUCCACGCUGCGCAAC
Molecule: messenger RNA, 982 nt
Organism: Ceraceosorus bombacis
Lineage: Eukaryota; Fungi; Basidiomycota; Exobasidiomycetes; Ceraceosorales; Ceraceosoraceae
Source: the annotation of a GenBank genome assembly